AUGAAUCUUGAUGGAAGAGUCACCCUCAAAGACCGAGUAUGCCAGAUCACAUGGGGGUGGUACUCGUUGUCCAUGGCUACUGGAGGCAUCGCUGUCCUCCUCUACCGGACACCUCACCAAUUUACCGGACUUGAGAUCAUCGGCAAAAUUAUCUAUAUUUUCAACCUCUUCCUCUUUCUCGCGAUCACAUCGUGCAUGAUUCUCCGAUUCCUGGCCAAGCCAAGCGCUCUGAAGCAGUCAUUCCAAAGCAGUCAUGAAACCUACUUUGCACCGACAUGCCUACUAUCUAUCGCAACCAUCAUCCUUGGAGCCGAAAGUUACGGAAAUAGCUCCUGUGGCCCCUGGCUGCAAGUAGCCCUACGAAUCGUCUUUUGGAUCUACGUCGCGCUCUCCACACUCCUCGCUAUAUUCCACAACUGGUAUUUAUACUAUUUGGCCAUGGCCAAGCAGCAACCAUUCCCAAUAGUGCAACUACUGCCCUCUUUCCCAGCCAUGCUGUCUGGCACUAUCGCAUCGUCUAUUGCGGGCAGUCAACCACGAGAACAAGCACUGCCAAUUCUCAUUGGCGGCGUCACAUUACAAGGCUUCGGCUUCAUAAUGUCUCUGCUCAUAUACGGGGAAUACCAGUACUUUCUCGCCAGGCAUGGUCUGCCAGAACCGUCCAAGCGACCUCAGAUGUUCAUUGCUGUCGGGCCGUGCAGCUUCACUGCUCUUGCGUUAAUUGGAAUGGCGAAGGAGGCGGUGGAAAUCUUCUCUUUACGAUAUAUCAUUUCCUACGCUGAUCCUGAGUCCGUUGGGAGUGUCGCCGUCAGCACUGGUGAUAUUGCCAUGGUGAUUGCCUCUUUCUUCGCCAUCUUUGUUUGGACUAUGGCGUUCUUUCACUUUUGUAUCGCUCUUAUUAGUGUUUUGGCCUCGGCUGGAAUCUUUGGAGGGAGGGAGCCCCUGGCACCGACGAUUAGUAUCGGGCAGGUGUUGCAGUCUGAAGGUAUUCUCUGGGUUUCGUCCGUUAUGACUGUAUUGCAAGUCGCAAUGUGGUUGGGUGUGGGCGGUGCUACCAUACUUGGGAUUGCGAGACGUCAGAUAUUAUGGCCAGAAGAUGACAAGAGAAGUGCCUAA
This is a messenger RNA of Penicillium canescens, 1116 nucleotides long. Its product is annotated as tellurite-resistance/dicarboxylate transporter family protein. Gene Ontology annotation, molecular function: malate transmembrane transporter activity. Gene Ontology annotation, biological process: malate transmembrane transport. The coding region runs from base 1 to 1116 and encodes 371 amino acids. Gene Ontology annotation, cellular component: membrane. The record is from RefSeq and is a predicted model, not a curated record. The transcript has 2 exons. Lineage: Eukaryota; Fungi; Ascomycota; Eurotiomycetes; Eurotiales; Aspergillaceae.